Molecule: messenger RNA, 873 nt
Organism: Plasmodium malariae
Lineage: Eukaryota; Apicomplexa; Aconoidasida; Haemosporida; Plasmodiidae
Product: fam-l protein
Exons: 2
Coding region: 1-873 (290 amino acids)
Source: RefSeq, a predicted model, not a curated record
AUGGAACAAAAAAUUAAAUUACUUUUUUAUAUUAAAAUUUAUAUCUUUAUCUUUUUAAUCUGGAUACGUCAUUUUCCUAUAGAUAUAAGUAAUGGUAAUAAAUCCCUAUACGAGAAGCAGAACAACAGAAGUAAAAUAUAUAUAAUAAUUUAUAGAUCACUGGGAAUAUAUAUACAGGAUAAGGAUUCAAAUAUAAUACAGCUAAAGACAGAUAUACCAAAUAAAAAAGAAUAUAGAAAUACAAAUAUAACUCAUAAUGAAAUGAGGAUUAAAUGUAAAAACAAACAGUUAUAUAAAAAUAAAUUAAAUAGUGCUGAUGGAUAUAAACAAGAUAAUAGAAACAAAUCUUGCAUAUUUGAAACAAACAAAUAUUCCCAUCUUGAAAAAAAAAUAUUCAAAGAACUUGAUUAUGUAGAUUUUCUUAGAAACAACAGGGCAAUUAGUUACAAGACUUACAAACAAAUUAUAUGUAAAAAAUAUGAAUUAAGAAUUGUCUUACCUUUAUUAUUAUUGAUGUUGUUAUCCGUAUCUCUCCUAUUAGAUUUAUUAUGCAGUUGUGGACUUGUAAGAGGGUUUUUGAAAGUUUUGAAAAUUCUCGGUGUUACAGGUGCUAUGAGAAUAAGUUUAGGUAAAUGGUUGUUGAGUAUACCUCCUUUAAAAUGGUUGUUAAUAUCUGCAAAACAUGUAAAAUUUGAAAAAGUUACAAAUGCUGGAAAGCAGGUAAAAGAAUUUAGCUUUGUUACAAGGAACUUUUUUUUCAUUCUCAUAUAUUUCGUACUUUUCUUUACUCUAGGUAUAACACUUAUAUCAGGAGUUAUUUAUUACCAUAAAAAAGUUAAAAAAUACGAAAAAAUUAAGUUCAAAAAAAGAUAA